CAAAUGGUAACCUUUAAAGAUUAAUGUAAAUGUUGUUUUUUUCCUCAAGUAAUUUUUCCUGUCCAUUUUCAAUCUCUGCAGAUGGUCCUUUAGAUGCACUGAGACCUGCCAAUUCUUUUGCACCACAAGCAUGGCAUAGCUGUCACAAGCUUAUCUAUGUGCGACCUAAUCCAAAAACUGGUGUUCCUGUGGGACAUUGGCCAGUUCCUGAAUCCUUUUGGCCUGAUCAAAAUUCCCCAACACUGCCACCGCGCACUGCUCAUCCUGUGGUGAGGUUCUCCUGUGUGGACUGUGAGCCGAUGGUUAUUGACAAGCUACCAUUUGACAAAUAUGAGCUUGAACCAUCUCCUUUAACACAGUACAUCUUGGAACGGAAGUCUCCUCAUACCUGCUGGCAGGUAUUUGUCAGCAGUAGUGCGAAAUACAGCGAGAUUGGACAGCCAUUUGGUUAUUUAAAAGCAAGCACCACCUUAACUUGUGUGAACCUCUUUGUCAUGCCUUACAACUAUCCUGUGCUACUACCCUUACUUGAUGACUUGUUCAAGGUGCACAAACUCAAGCCAACUCUGAAGUGGCGUCAGACUUUCGACAACUACUUAAAAACUAUGCCCCCUUACUUUUUAUUG
Molecule: messenger RNA, 626 nt
Organism: Bombina bombina (fire-bellied toad)
Lineage: Eukaryota; Metazoa; Chordata; Amphibia; Anura; Bombinatoridae
Product: integrator complex subunit 6-like
Exons: 4
Biological process (GO): snRNA 3'-end processing
Cellular component (GO): integrator complex
Source: RefSeq, a predicted model, not a curated record